AUGGCUGCCACCAACAACGCCAUCACGCUGGAUACGCCCAUCGUUAUCAAGGUCCUUUUCCGCGGCCAGACCAGGAAGCUCAAGCUGCCACUGAAGGACCUUGGAGCAAACAUUCUCCCGGAAAAGCUUCGUUCCGGCCUCCAAAUCCACGAUGACGAGCAGGUUGUCUUCGAGCGCUACUCUGACUCAGCCGCCGCGUACGUCACCCUCGACUCGAACGCGCCUGCUGUCUACAAGACGCUCUUCCGAGCCGCAAAGGCAAAGCUCAAGCUCCGUCUGAGGGCCACGGUUGCGGGCGAGUACUGCGAGCUGCCUGCGUCUGCUCCCCCUGCGCUAUCCCGUGCAACCGUACCAGACCCCUCCGUCUUUCGCUUGAGCUCCGAGACCCUGACCCCUCAGGUCGCCGCCCCAACUUCUCCAAUCAUUGUCCACUCUCCACAGGCACCCAAACUCGAGACAACCAGCCCUGCCUCGCCCCCAAAGUCUGCUGAUGAUGGAGAGGCUCCGGUGCCCAGGUCAUCCACGACACGCCAAGCAUUCUUCGACAAGCUCUACCAAGCACCACACAACGCCCCGCUUACGUUCCGUCCAAAGCCAGCCGUAGCAUGCACUGCCUGGGUGGUAUACUGCAACAAUUGCAACCACCCCAUGGACGACGAGCACUUCCACUGCAGUGUCUGUGACAACGGAGACUACGACCUCUGCCCUGCUUGUGUGGACUCGGGCAUCCAUUGUCCUGGCGAUGGCCACUGGAUGGUGAAGCGAUUUGUGAAGAACGGCAACGUGGUCAACAGCACCACCCAGCGGAUCCCACCCAAGGUCAAGGCCACCGAGCCAAAGGACAUUCCUGGAGCCUUCACGGAUGAGAAGCAGUCAGUCACACAUGAAGAGGAGGCGACUCGUACCUGCAACAGCUGCGUCAAGGUUCUCCCCGAGAACGAGUUUGUCACAUGCACUGUCUGCGAGGACUUUGACCUGUGCCUGGAAUGCCACACUCUCAACAAGCACGGGCAUCAUCCUGGCCACGCCUUCAAGGGAGCUACCCUGGAGACGUCUUUGUCUGCUCUAGGCAACGCACUUUGCAACCCAGGCCGAAACGCACGCCACUCUGCAGUCUGCGAUGGCUGUGACAAGUUCAUCUAUGGUGUCCGUCACAAAUGCUUGAACUGCCCAGACUGGGACUACUGUUCUCAGUGCCUGCAAAGUGCCAAGAUCAUCCACCCUCGUCACCGUUUCGUCCCUAUCUUUGAGCCACUCACCGAGCCUCUUUCGAGUGGCUGCCGUCACUACGGAAUCUACUGCGAUGGACCCUUGUGCAAGGACAAGGAGAACCUCUCGUACAUUGAGGGUACCCGGUACAAGUGCGCCGUGUGCCACGACACUGACUUCUGCCAAAACUGCGAAGCACACCCAAGCAAUAAGCACAACCACACGCACCCUCUCAUCAAGUUCAAGACACCUGUGCGUAACGUCAGCGUUACCACCAUGGAUGAAAAGGUCAACUCGAUCACUGCGCUUGGAGAUCGACGACCUGCAUCUAGGCGCUCAACUGCUACCGAGACUGCCCCUGUGGCUGCUUCCACAAACGCUGCGACCCAAGUUCAGACAAUCGUUGACCUGAGGCCAUUAGCUGAGCCAGUCAAGAAGGAAAAGAUUGCCAUUCAGGACCUCUUGUCUGAGCCCCUUCAGGAGAAACCCGCCGUUGUCAAGACCGACCUUGCCCGUGAGGUCUUUGAUGCUCACUUCAUUCGCGACACUAUCAUCGAUGGUUCCAAGAUCUGCGCUGGUCAGCAAUUCGUCCAAGUCUGGACGCUUCGUAACCCCGGCCCUACCGCAUGGCCAGCCGGCUGCAGCGUCCGACACGUUGGUGGUGACAACAUGUUGAACAUCGAUAACAGCCGCACGUUCAGCCAGGCUGAGCUUGCCGAUGCUAGCGAGAGUAACGUCGUUGGCACUCCCGUCCAGGCAGGUGAGGAAGUUUCUUUCCGUGUCGUUAUGAAAGCUCCCCAACGCGUGGGCACUGCCAUCUCUUACUGGCGGCUCAAGACCGCUGACGGCAUUCCCUUUGGCCACCGAUUGUGGUGUGAUAUUGAAGCCGUUGCCGCCCCAGCACUCAUCUCUCCCCACGCCACUGAAGUUGCUGAAGCUUCCACAUCAUCACCGAUGCAUGAGACUCUGUUGCAGGGCAGGCUAGAGAAUUUGAAGACUGCUCAACAGUCGAAGGUACAGCAACUUGAGCAGCAGAAGAUGGAGCGUAUCCAGCAGGUCCGAAAGGCUGCAGUCGAGCGCCUUCUUGAGAACCGCCGCAGGGAGCACGCCGCAGCUCUAGCUAGCAUUCGACCGGCUCCCGCUUCUAAGACUCAGGAGACAAACAAAGAGAUUACCGCAGAGUUGCCGGUCGAAGAAAAAGUCGUGGAACGUCAGCCCGCAACUCAUGCUUCAGGCAUGAUCUUCCCUCAGUUGGACAAGGAGUCACCUGAGUCCAGUACAUAUGAGAUGUCCACCGCCCAGCCUGAAUCUCCUAGAUCAGAGAAGAGCACCAUCGCUCGCACCGUUACUGUCGUCUCCGAUGAGGAGUUUUUUGAGGACGCUGAGAGCGUCGCGCUGCACUCCGAUGACGAGGGAUUCAUGACAGACGAAGAAUAUGAUAUCCUCGAUGCCAGCGAUGAGGAGACACAGUAG
Ascochyta rabiei is the source of this 2682-nucleotide messenger RNA. RefSeq lists its product as uncharacterized. Lineage: Eukaryota; Fungi; Ascomycota; Dothideomycetes; Pleosporales; Didymellaceae. The record is from RefSeq and is a predicted model, not a curated record. The transcript has 5 exons. Gene Ontology annotation, molecular function: zinc ion binding. The coding region runs from base 1 to 2682 and encodes 893 amino acids.